AGCAAGAAAAAUUCUUUAGUUUUUAAAAACUCCGAAUUUCGCUCAUUUCAUCCCACAUUUGAAGACCGUUUUGAGUGCCUUUUCGUCCGUUUUUCCGUUUCUUCCCAUCGGCUUUGUAAAAAAAAAAAAAAAAAAUGCUUUCUUUUCUCGUCUCUCACCCACCAAAAUUCUCUGCAAAAACAUUGUCCAGAAAAUUACAGUUUCAAAUCCCUCUUCUCAUUCUUCGUCGCCAUUAUUCCCACCAUUGUUUUAUGGUUUGGGUUGGUGUAUAGGAAGUGGAAGAAAUGGCGUAUAAGGUAGAUCACGAAUACGAUUACCUCUUUAAGAUAGUAUUAAUUGGAGAUUCGGGCGUUGGAAAAUCAAACAUACUAUCUAGGUUUACGAGAAACGAGUUCUGUUUGGAGUCUAAGUCCACCAUUGGGGUUGAAUUUGCAACUCGGACUUUACAGGUAGAAGGGAAGACAGUUAAGGCACAGAUAUGGGACACAGCUGGUCAGGAAAGAUACAGAGCCAUCACCAGUGCUUACUACAGAGGCGCUGUUGGUGCACUCCUGGUUUAUGACAUAACCAAGAGGCAAACAUUUGACAAUGUGCAGAGGUGGCUCCGUGAACUCAGGGACCAUGCAGACUCGAAUAUUGUUAUCAUGAUGGCUGGUAACAAAGCUGACCUGAAUCAUCUGAGAGCAGUCUCAGCAGAAGAUGCUCAAGUCUUGGCUGAGAAGGAAUGUCUUUCAUUCCUGGAGACUUCAGCACUUGAAGCAUUUAAUGUUGAGAAGGCAUUCCAGACCAUUUUGUUGGAUAUAUAUCACAUAAUAAGCAAAAAGGCAUUGGCAGCACAGGAGGCUGCUUCCACCACAGGGCUUCCUCAAGGCACUACCAUUAAUGUUGCAAAUCUGUCAGGUAACAUGAACAAGAAAGCUUGUUGCUCUAAUUAACUAACAAAGUUAUAUCUCUGUAGAGAGGAACAGUCCAGAGCACGUUCUUGGACAAUUUUGUUUUAUGGUGACAAAGGGGUGUGAGUUAUAAUUUCUACCAUUUUGUCAUAUAGUUUCCACCAGAGAGAUGGGAAAAGAUAAGCUUAUAGUAUAUAAGAAUUUCCACAGUUAAAGAUGAAUAUGACUGUUUGGAAGUGUUUCAUCUUUUUUUAUUUUCACUGCUACUAGAACUUGUAAUGGUGGGGAAUUUUAGUGUCAAGGUAUAGACAAGGGUUAGACGAAAGAAGCGUUGUAAUUGUAGUUUCACUUUAUUUGUUAUUCAUUUUUUUUUUUUUUUUGGGUUAAAUUCCUUUUAACCUUUUGUAUGCUGGUUUAUUAUUUGGUUUUCUGCAAUAAAUCCCUUAGAUGAGUCUUUGAUGAUUAUGUAUAUAUAA
Messenger RNA from Ziziphus jujuba (common jujube), 1369 nucleotides. RefSeq names its product ras-related protein Rab2BV. Gene Ontology annotation, molecular function: GTP binding; GTPase activity. The record is from RefSeq and is a predicted model, not a curated record. Lineage: Eukaryota; Viridiplantae; Streptophyta; Magnoliopsida; Rosales; Rhamnaceae. The transcript is spliced from 3 exons. The coding region runs from base 285 to 935 and encodes 216 amino acids. Gene Ontology annotation, cellular component: endosome.